Molecule: messenger RNA, 3376 nt
Organism: Suricata suricatta (meerkat)
Lineage: Eukaryota; Metazoa; Chordata; Mammalia; Carnivora; Herpestidae
Gene: RAF1
Product: Raf-1 proto-oncogene, serine/threonine kinase
Exons: 18
Coding region: 546-2492 (648 amino acids)
Biological process (GO): protein phosphorylation; signal transduction
Cellular component (GO): cytosol; mitochondrion; plasma membrane
Molecular function (GO): ATP binding; protein kinase activity
Source: RefSeq, a predicted model, not a curated record
CCGCUGCCAGGCGGGCUCACGCAGAAGCAGAGAGCUGGUGGCGCCGCAGGUCGGGAGGAGGAGCACCGAGUGGAGGGCUCGUUUGCCGGGGCCGCCCGACAGUCUCUUCGUCGCGGGCGUUGGGGCCGCCAUCUUAGAUGGCGGGAGUAAGACGAGGACGAGCGUGAGACAGGAAGGCUUUUCCUGCCGCUCUCCUUGGGCCCGGAAGAGGGCCAGCUGGCCGGGCUUUGGGGCGUGUGCCCCAAGGCACGGAGCGCGAUUGCGAAGAUGCGGGGCCUGCCCGGGGCCCCGUCCCCUGGGCUGGGGACGCGCCGAAUGUGACCGCCUCCCGCUCCCUCACCCGCCGCGGGGAGGAGGAGCGGACCAGACGCUGCCGCCCGACGACGGGACGCGGAGGCGGUUCGGCUCCUUCAGGGCUAAGCUGUUUAAACUGCAACAGAAACAUCUGACCCAGUUGAACACUGGAUACUUCGGAAAAUAAACCUGUUACUGUUUCUGCUGGGAAAGCUUAUCUUUUAGGUUUAAGUAUUGUGUAAGCUGCAUCAAUGGAGCACAUACAGGGGGCCUGGAAGACGAUCAGCAAUGGUUUUGGAUUCAAAGAUGCAGUGUUUGACGGCCCCAGCUGCAUCUCCCCUACAAUAGUUCAGCCGUUUGGCUUUCAGCGUCGGGCAUCAGAUGAUGGCAAACUUACAGACUCUUCUAAGACCAGCAACACUAUCCGUGUUUUCUUGCCAAACAAGCAAAGAACAGUGGUCAAUGUGAGGAAUGGAAUGAGCUUGCACGAUUGCCUUAUGAAAGCACUGAAGGUGAGGGGCUUGCAGCCGGAGUGCUGUGCAGUGUUCAGACUUCUCCACGAACAUAAAGGUAAAAAAGCACGUUUAGAUUGGAAUACUGAUGCCACCUCGUUGAUUGGAGAAGAACUUCAAGUAGAUUUCCUGGAUCAUGUUCCCCUCACAACACACAACUUUGCUCGGAAGACCUUCCUGAAGCUUGCCUUCUGUGACAUCUGUCAGAAGUUCCUGCUAAAUGGAUUUCGAUGUCAGACUUGUGGCUACAAAUUUCAUGAACACUGUAGCACCAAAGUACCUACUAUGUGUGUGGACUGGAGUAAUAUCAGACAGCUCUUAUUGUUCCCAAAUUCUCCUGUUGGUGAUAGUGGGGUCCCAGCACUGCCUUCCUUGACAAUGCGUCGGAUGCGAGAGUCUGUUUCCCGGAUGCCUGUUAGUUCCCAGCACAGAUACUCCACACCCCACGCCUUCACGUUCAACUCCUCCAGCCCUUCCUCUGAAGGUUCCCUCUCCCAGAGGCAGAGGUCAACAUCCACACCUAAUGUCCACAUGGUCAGCACCACCCUGCCUGUGGACAGCAGGAUGAUUGAGGAUGCAAUUCGAAGCCACAGUGAAUCAGCCUCGCCUUCAGCCUUGUCCAGCAGCCCUAACAAUCUGAGCCCGACGGGCUGGUCACAGCCCAAAACCCCUGUGCCAGCACAAAGAGAGCGUGCACCCGGAUCUGGGACCCAGGAGAAAAACAAAAUUAGGCCUCGUGGACAGAGAGAUUCAAGCUACUACUGGGAAAUAGAAGCCAGCGAAGUGAUGCUCUCUACUCGGAUUGGAUCAGGCUCUUUUGGCACAGUGUAUAAGGGCAAAUGGCAUGGAGAUGUUGCAGUAAAAAUUCUAAAGGUUGUCGACCCCACACCAGAGCAGUUCCAGGCCUUCAGGAAUGAGGUGGCUGUCCUACGGAAGACACGGCACGUGAACAUCCUGCUCUUCAUGGGAUACAUGACAAAGGACAAUCUGGCGAUUGUGACCCAGUGGUGUGAGGGCAGUAGCCUCUACAAACACCUGCAUGUCCAGGAGACUAAGUUCCAGAUGUUCCAGUUGAUUGACAUCGCCCGCCAGACUGCUCAGGGAAUGGACUAUUUGCAUGCAAAGAACAUCAUCCACAGAGACAUGAAAUCCAACAAUAUAUUUCUCCAUGAAGGCCUGACAGUGAAAAUUGGAGAUUUUGGUUUGGCAACAGUAAAGUCGCGUUGGAGCGGUUCUCAGCAGGUGGAACAACCCACUGGCUCUGUCCUGUGGAUGGCCCCCGAGGUGAUCCGAAUGCAGGAUAAUAAUCCAUUCAGCUUCCAGUCCGAUGUGUACUCCUACGGCAUUGUGCUCUAUGAGCUCAUGACAGGGGAGCUUCCUUACUCCCACAUCAAUAACCGCGAUCAGAUCAUCUUCAUGGUGGGCCGAGGCUAUGCUUCCCCAGACCUCAGUAAGCUAUAUAAGAACUGCCCCAAAGCAAUGAAGAGGCUUGUAGCCGACUGCGUGAAGAAGGUUAAGGAAGAGAGGCCUCUCUUUCCCCAGAUCCUGUCGUCCAUCGAGCUUCUCCAACACUCUCUGCCGAAAAUCAACCGGAGUGCUUCUGAGCCAUCCCUGCACCGGGCGGCCCACACUGAGGAUAUCAACGCCUGCACGUUGACCACGUCCCCUAGACUGCCUGUCUUCUAGCUGACUUUGCACCUGCACUCAGACCACCAGGGGAGGAAGGGAAGUCAGCAGGCACCAGCUUUCUGCACCCUCUUGAUGGAGGCAGAAAGCUCAUUUUCAGAGAAGCUGCUGCUAAGGACCUUCUAGACUACUCACAGGGCCUUAACUUCAUGUUGCCUUCUUUCCUACCCUUUCUUUCUGGCCCUGGGAGAAGGAAGCCAUUCACCAUGCUGGUCUGUCCUGCUCCCUCCCUGCAGCUCCCCCCACCCCCCAUGCUCAGGAGCCAAGCCUUCUCCAGAUGCACAGUAGCUGCAGUUGGCUAAAUGAGUAUUUUUAGGGCAAGAAAAAGCACUCAGAGGGGAAAUGAAGGCAGCAGACAAACCAGCCCUGAUGUGGACACGUGGAUUUGGGGUAUCAGCUCCUGUGUGGAACGCUUAUCACGGGAAAGACUGUUCUUCAGAGCUAGUGGUGUGGCGCCAGUUAGUUUUGCACAUAACGCACCAAACAGCCCAGGACUGUCGAGACCACGGCCGCCUGAAGGAGCCUGCGUUGGUACUAGGGACAUGGACCUUGACUUCAGGGGCACUUCCUUUCCUUGGAGGUCUCCAAUGCAUUGGGCCGGCUUUCCAGAAGAGGCCCUUGGCCUGCCCCCCCCAGCCUCCGCCCUCUCAGGGAGCAGUCUUCCAUCAUGCUGAAUCCGUCUUCCAGGAGCUGCCCCUAUGGGGCGGGGCCAUCAGGCCAGCCUUUCUCUUGAGUCACAUCACUUGUAUGCAAGGAAGCCAGGAAUACAGGUUUUCUUGAUGAUUUGGGUUUUAAUUUUGUUUUUAUUGCGCCUGACAAAAUACAGUUAUCUGAUGGUUCCUCAAUUAUGUUAUUUUAAUAAAAUAAAUUAAAUGUAGGUUUAA